Molecule: messenger RNA, 939 nt
Organism: Aspergillus puulaauensis
Lineage: Eukaryota; Fungi; Ascomycota; Eurotiomycetes; Eurotiales; Aspergillaceae
Exons: 1
Coding region: 1-939 (312 amino acids)
Source: RefSeq, a predicted model, not a curated record
AUGUUCGCUUUUGUUCUUCUGCUUCUCACUGUUCUCACCACCGGCGUCCUUGGUGUCCACGCCCCGUCUCUGCACGAAGUAUACCAGUUUCCCAACGCCACAUGGGUUGAGAAUAUUGCCGUUCGACCCAAUGGCAACUUGCUGGUUACUCUGGUCAACACCCCCGAGCUCUGGGAAAUCGACCCUUCUGUGCCGCAUAAGGCAUCUCGCGCACGUUUCAUACAUCAGUUCAGCAACGCUGAGAUGGCCACCGGGAUCGCAGAGCUCAACCCAGAUGUCUACGCCGUCGUAGCCUCGAAUCAUGUUUGGAAAGUUGAUCUGACACACAGCAAGGAUAAAGAGCCGCCGACCUUGAUCAGCAGAAUUCCGCAUGGAAGUUUGAACGGCAUGACGGUUUUGAACCGAGAAGCCGGCCUGCUUGCCAUCGCCGACUCUCAACUCGGACUUGUGUGGUGUGUCGAUGCCAAUACGGGCAACUAUUCAGUCAUGCUCAAGGACGACACGAUGGCAGCAAAUACCGACGUCGGGACUUUGCUGGGAAUAAACGGCGUGAGAAUGUUGCAUAAUUACAUCUACUAUGUCAAUACUCCUCUGCGACUAUACUGCCGCGUGCGCGUUGACAGGCUUACUGGUCACGCAGUGGGCCCUUAUGAGAUCAUCAGCAAAGGGGUCAGAACUGAUGAUUUUACAAUUGGCCCGGACGCAGUCGCGUACCUUGCUGGCCUUGACGAUAAUGUUGUUGCAAGGGCGCUUCUUGACGGCACGCAAGAGAUCAUCGCUGGGGGAGCUAACUCAUCUGCUGUUCAGACAGCAACUUCGGCUGCACUUGGAAGGAACGAGAAAGCCAAUACUUUAUAUGUCACGACUGGUGGAAAUACCACAGACUUGUCCGGCUACACUGGCAGGGGUAAGAUUGUGGCAAUUGCUCUGGAUGCUUGA